CCCCCCCCCCCACAUCCCCCCCUCGGCCGUUGGUGCCGAGCGCUGCUGCGGGACUACGCGGAGGCGCUGCGGGAGACGCUCGGUUGGGCGCGGCGCCGCCCGGUGUCGGCGGGAGCGGCGUUGGCGGCGUUGGGGGGAGCGGCGGCCGCCGCCGGUUCCGUCCCGGAUCGGCGUUCGUUCGACGCGGCGCUGCUGGACGCCGCCUCCGCUUUGCUGCUGCUGCCCCCGCAGACGCGGAACGCCGCGGCCGAACGCCACGUGCAGCAGCUGCAGCGCCGCCGGGACCGCGGGCAGCUCCGUUACCGGCACCUGGCGCUGCUGGCCGUGCUGUACGAGGAGCCGUACGACGGCGCCGUAGCGCUGUACCGGGCGCGGUGUCCUCACGUGCGGCCCCGCCGGGCGCGGCUGUGGGACGUGGGGUUCGCCGGGCGGUGGUGGGCGCUGGAAGCGCUGAGCCGGGACUGCGACGUCAACGACGAGGAGUUCGCCGCUCUGCCCGCCCCGCUCCGCCGAUUGCGGCCCGGGGAGCUCCGCAGCGACGGCACCGAACGGCUCCGGGAGCGCCGCGAGCGGCCCGCCGUGCUGCUGCCCCGGGACGGCGAUGCGGACUGA
Molecule: messenger RNA, 612 nt
Organism: Lagopus leucura (white-tailed ptarmigan)
Lineage: Eukaryota; Metazoa; Chordata; Aves; Galliformes; Phasianidae
Gene: TIMM29
Product: translocase of inner mitochondrial membrane 29
Exons: 1
Biological process (GO): protein insertion into mitochondrial inner membrane
Cellular component (GO): TIM22 mitochondrial import inner membrane insertion complex
Source: RefSeq, a predicted model, not a curated record